GCGGGGGCGGGGCCUGCGGGCGCAGAUGGCGACCGCGCAGCGCGCCUGAGCGGGCCCGGGCCAUGAGUGCCUCCCGGCCCCAGUUCAGCAUUGAUGACGCCUUCGAGCUGUCCCUGGAGGACGCGGGCCCUGGGCUCGAGCCCAGCGGGGUCGCCCGCUUCGGGCCGCUGCACUUCGAGCGCCGGGCCCGGUUCGAGGUGGCCGACGAGGACAAGCAGUCCCGGCUGCGCUACCAGAACCUGGAGAACGACGAGGAUGGAGCCCAGGCCUCUCCAGAGCCGGAUGGGGGAGUCAGCACCAGGGAUUCUGGCCGAACGUCCAUCCGCAGCUCCCAGUGGUCCUUUAGUAGCAUCAGCAGCAGCACUCAGCGCUCCUACAAUGCCUGCUGCAGCUGGACUCAACACCCUUUGAUCCAGAAGAACCACUGGGUAGUUCUGGCCUCCUUCCUGCUUCUCCUGCUGGGGCUGGUGCUGAUCCUGACCGGCGUGGGACUGGAGGUGGCCCCCUCGCCAGGUGUCUCCAGCGCCAUCUUCUUCGUGCCGGGCUUCCUGUUGCUGGUCCCAGGAGUUUACCACGUGAUCUUCAUCUACUGCGCCGUCAAGGGUCACCGGGGCUUCCAGUUCUUCUACCUGCCCUACUUCGAGAAGUGAGCAGAUGGCGGGAUCUAGCGUCGGCGCCGAGAGGCCCCAGUGUGUGCGGCCUCCUCGCAUCCCUGGAGGGGCACUCCCGGAGUCCGCGCCCGGCUUCGGUUCCCUCAUCCCAAGGGAAAAGCCCCGUCGGGACCCUCAAGCCCCCUCAUCGUCUUGGGAGUUUGCUCAGGAAGUUUGGGGCAUGUGGGUCUUGGGCCACUACCUGAGCCUGGGAAAGUCUCCCCUCCCCUCUCUGUGCCUUAACUUAUUCUCAGGCCCUGGGCUUGCUGGCUUGGUGAUGUUUUGUGCUAAUAAAAGCGGUGCUUAAUUCUA
Messenger RNA from Dama dama (fallow deer), 962 nucleotides. RefSeq names its product transmembrane protein 134 (gene TMEM134). NCBI's taxonomy places the organism in Eukaryota, Metazoa, Chordata, Mammalia, Artiodactyla, Cervidae. The transcript has 7 exons. The record is from RefSeq and is a predicted model, not a curated record. The coding region runs from base 63 to 650 and encodes 195 amino acids.